AUGAUGACAAAAAGUCGAGCACUAUUCUUCUUCUUCUUACUACACAUUCUAGCUCGCGCAUCGAGCUACAGAACUUACGAUCGCGAUUCAUUAAGAGCAGCACCAUGUACCGAAACAAUAUGGGAAUCUAAUGGCAAAACGGCUGCUGGCGGCAAUGGUCCAGGUAGUGCACUUAACCAGUUGAACUCUUCAUAUGGGAUUUUUGUUGAUUCAAAUCGUGCUGUCUUCGUCACUGAUUAUUUGAACCGCCGAGUAGUUAAAUGGGAUCAGGGUGCUUUAAGUGGUACUAUUUAUGCUGAAGGCCUAUGUGGAGCAAGCGAUCUGGGCGAUUUGUGUUAUCCUAGUGCCAUUACGUUCAACAAGGCGGGCACUUUAUUCGUUGCUGUCGAGAAUGGCUCGAGUGGAAGCGUGAUGUCUUUAAAGAAAGGAGAUACCUUGAUUAAAACGUUCAUUACUGCCAAUACUUCUAUUUACGGUAUCGCUUGGGAUGAGAAUGAAGAGUAUCUCUACCUUGGUCAUCAUCGCGAACAUCGAGUAGACAAAUAUACGAAGAAUGGAGAAUUUGUGAAAGUAGUUGCUGGGGGCAAUGGCCUGGGACCCGCUCUGAAUCAACUUGAUUAUCGUAAAAAUGAUAUUCAAAAAUCUCGUGUACUCUUCAGACUGGUAGUGUGUGACUGGUGGGCUGAUUACUGUUUAUCCCUUGUCUUUCUAGCUCGAGGUGUCGCAGUCGAUGAGUAUGGAUCUGUCUAUGUAGCAGAUUCUGGAAACCAACGUGUGGUGAAAUGGAUGGUGAAUACUACCGCAGCAGUUCUCGUUGCAGGUGGUAACGGAGUUGGCAAUCGAACAGAUCAAUUCAAUGUACCAGGCGGCAUGAUUCGAGAUAAAAAUGGCACACUUUAUGUAGUAGACGAGCGUAAUCACCGCAUCUUGUGUAUAUUGGAGAACGCAAAAAACAGCGUAAUCAUCGCAGGUGGUCAUGGCCAAGGCAGUGCUUCCAACCAACUGAGCAAUCCCAUCUACUUGGCAUUCGACAACGAGGGAAGCUUAUAUGUGAGUGAUUGGGAAAACUUUCGAGUUCAAAAGUUUGCUGUAGCAGUCACUCCGUCCAGUGCUAGUAGGUAUAUGUACAAUCCUUCCACGUGGACACUCAUUUUUGGCAUUCUAUGGUUGCUUGUGUCUUCAACUAACUUUUCUAAAUAA
This is a messenger RNA of Rotaria socialis, 1200 nucleotides long. NCBI's taxonomy places the organism in Eukaryota, Metazoa, Rotifera, Eurotatoria, Philodinida, Philodinidae. The record is from the annotation of a GenBank genome assembly.